Messenger RNA from Emericellopsis cladophorae, 438 nucleotides. Its product is annotated as fumarate reductase subunit. The record is from RefSeq and is a predicted model, not a curated record. The transcript is spliced from 2 exons. Bases 1 to 438 code for a protein of 145 amino acids. Lineage: Eukaryota; Fungi; Ascomycota; Sordariomycetes; Hypocreales; Bionectriaceae.
AUGACCGAGGUCGACAUCCUCGUUGUCGGCAGCGGCAAUGCGGGCUUCGCCGCUGCAUUGUCAGCCAAGCAAUCUGGCGAUGAGAAUGUGCUCCUCAUCGGCAAAUGCCCCGAAGAUUGGACGGGAGGCAACACCUACUUCACAGCCGGCGCGUACCGAACAGCUCAUGGCGGCUUGGACGAUCUGCUCUACCUGGUCAACAACAUCUCCGCAGAACAAGCGAAAAGGAUCGACCUGGCUCCGUACACCGAGAAGGACUUCAAGGACGACCUGCAAAGGGUUUGCAUGGGCCGGACGGACGAGGCCUUGGGCCAUGCGCUCGUCGCGGACUCUAACUCGGCUAUUCGAUGGCUGAGUGAGAAUGGCAUCCGCUUCCAGCUCUCUUUCAACCGCCAGGCGUACGAAGUAGAUGGGCGGCUCAAGUUCUGGGUGGACUGA